AUGGAUGAGCUUUAUGAAAAUUUAAAAAUAAUUGAUUAUAGUUUAAUAUGCUUUGUGAAUAAAUACAAAAUUAUAGACAAAUAUGUAAAACACAUAUUGGAUAUUUUUGCAAAAAUAAUAGAUGAAUAUAAUACAUUAAUACAUAAAGUUAUAAAUGCCUAUAAACAAAAUGUCUACAAUUCUGUCCAUAACAGCUUCCUUGAAUUCAAAACAAAUGAGGAAAACCAAAAUAAAAAAAAUAAGGAAAUACAUGAAAUAAAGAAUACUCUUAAAAAAGCAGUAAAACUCACUAAAACAAACAUAAAUUUUAAUGAUAGCAACCACGAUAAUCAGGAUUCUUUAGAAUUUAAUACAAGCAUAAAAAUUAGUUUUCCUUAUAAUACAUUAGCUUUGUACAAGCUCAGAUAUUAUCGAAAUUUAUUUUUCAAAAAAUAUUCCACUAUAACAAAAAAUGAAAAUUAUUUGAAUGCUAAUUAUCAAAGAAAACGAUUUUUAGAAAAAUUAAAAUUGUCAGCAAAAAAUAGACAAACCAAAAAAAAUGAUAUUUUUAAAGAUGAUUAUAAAAAUAUGCAAAGAAUAUUAAAAGAAAAUAAUUUUUUUAAAGAAUCAAACAAUUUAAAGGAUAUAUUAAUUAUAACCAAAUAUUUAAAUAAGGCUAAAAAUAUUAUUAACAAUAUUCCUUAUUUUUUGUAUACUAUAAUGGAAGAAUUUGAAACAAGUGGUUCUACAUUUCAAGAAAAUAUGUAUUUAUUCGUUCUUAUUGCAUUAAACAUGUGGCUUAAAAAGAUUAUUCAGGAGUGUGAACGAUUCAUCUCGGAUCCUAAAACUAAAGGAAAGAAAAACAAAAAAGAAAAAGAAAGUGAUAAAUAUAAAGUAUACAAAGAAUAUCUUAAUGAUAUAAUACAAAGAGGAGCAGAACAAACAGAUACAUUUAACGAAGUCAAUGUUUUAUUUUCUUAUCCUUCAAAUAUGAAAUUUAAUGUUAAUACCUCAUUUCUAACUUAUCAUUUUUUAUAUAUAAACAAAAAUUUAUUUAAUUUUCUAAAAAAAAAAGAAAAAAUUGAAAAGGGACAAAAAGAGAUACAAUAUAAAACAAAUGCAAAGAUUAUUGAAAAAAUUAAUUAUAAAGAAAAAGAUGAAUGUGCAUACAUGAAAAAUGAUAUAUAUAAUUAUAAUUUAUACAACGAAUAUGUAGAUCUAUAUAGCGUUACUGAUUUAAGUUUCAAAAUAGAUAAUGAAAAUAUAUAUCCCAAUAUAUUUUUAAUAAAAAAUUACAUGCAUGAAGAAGCUAAAAAUAUAAUAGACAUAAUAUAUAAAUUACAAAAUAAAUAUUUCAAUUUAAUGAUUUAUCAAGAUGCUUCAAUAAUUAUACAAUUAAUUUUAUAUAUUUUAAAUAAUUUAAAAAUAUUAAGCAAAAAAGAAUGCCAACAAGAUUUUGAUGAAUAUGGCGAUUCAAAAAAAAAUAUUUCAAAUAAUAAUAUAAAAUGCAAUUAUUUAAAUAUGUAUAGUAAAUUAUUAUUUCCUAUGCGUUUAACAUUUUUAAAUAUCCUUAAAUUUGUACAUAAUACAUUAAAAAAACAUGAAUGGAAUUAUAUAUGCACAUUUUGGACAAAACAUAAAGAAAGCAAAUCUGAUACUGACACAGAUAGCAAUGAUACAAAUAAAAAUGAUAUAGGAGAUGAAAACAAAAAAAGUCUUAAAAUAGAAUACAAAGAAAAUAAUUCCAAAAAUAAUAAAUUUAAUUAUUUACCUUUGUUAUUAGACGAGUGUAAUGAAGAUAAUUGUUAUCAUUUUAAUAAAAAAAAAAAAAAAAAAAAUAUUUACAAUAAUUCUGAACAAACAAAUUGUGAGCUAGCUGAACAAAGAAUGUUAUGUUCUGAUUUUUAUAAAAUUGUUAAUGAUAAUUUGAAAAAUGUAAAAAUCGAAAUAGAGAAUAAAAAUAAUAGAGAUAUAUAUACAGGAAUUUCACUGAAAAAAAAAAAUAAAUAUAAAAUAGAUACCCCCCCCAAAACUAAUGAUCAUAUGCAUAGUUCUAAACAAAAUAAAACAAAACACACAAAUUCAAAGGGAAUACAAAUAAAAAGCACAAAAACAAUUAACCCCAAUAGUAAUGAUACAAACAAUACUUCUUCCAUUUUGAAAAAAAUAAAAACUCAGAUAGCCCUUACAAAAAAAGGGGAUACUUUUCCUAUUAAAAAUAAAGUUCUAUCUAAAACUUUAAAAACUAUCAAUCCAUCUCCCCCCCAAAUUAAAACAAAUAAUCAAAAAAGAACAAACCAAACGGGUGUGCAAAAUAAACCAAGUAUAAAUUAUUUAAGUAACAAAGUUGUUAUAGAAAAGCAAAUUAAUUCCAUUCAAAAAAAAAGUGGGAAAUGGGUCAGGGGUUAA
Plasmodium berghei ANKA is the source of this 2388-nucleotide messenger RNA. RefSeq names its product conserved Plasmodium protein, unknown function. Bases 1 to 2388 code for a protein of 795 amino acids. The record is from RefSeq and is a predicted model, not a curated record. The transcript has 5 exons. Lineage: Eukaryota; Apicomplexa; Aconoidasida; Haemosporida; Plasmodiidae.